This is a messenger RNA of Pseudozyma hubeiensis SY62, 1848 nucleotides long. RefSeq names its product amidase. The record is from RefSeq and is a predicted model, not a curated record. The transcript has a single exon. Bases 1 to 1848 code for a protein of 615 amino acids. Lineage: Eukaryota; Fungi; Basidiomycota; Ustilaginomycetes; Ustilaginales; Ustilaginaceae.
AUGUCGAGCUCCAAGAUACCCCGCGGAGAGUUCCGCAACCCUUGUCCCGAUCUCAACAACGCUGCCGCCAAAACCGCCGUUGAUUCACUUCUCGCAAAAGUCAGCCAAGCCCACAAGAAGUUCGGCGAUCCAGUUGUCGAUGACUAUGCAAUUGCAAGCUAUCCACUCGACGAACUUCAAAUCAACUUGACGGGUGACGAAAUGACCGUCACGGAGAUUGUUGAAGCCAGGAUACGACUGACCAUCAAAGCAAGCUUGGAGACGCAUUGUCUUACAGCCUUUCCUUACGAGGAAGCGCUUGAAAAGGCCAGCUACUGGGACGGAAUCCUCAAAAACAGAGAUGACGAAGAGCCAGAUCAGAUACUCGACAGCUCUCCUUUGCUCGGACUGGUGUUCAGCGUGAAAGACUGCAUCCAUGUCAAAGGCCUCCCAACAACUCUGGGCUGCUCUUUGAGGGCAGGACACAAUGAGGCUGCCAACGCAGAUAUUGUCACCAGAAUGCUCGAUGCAGGCGCUAUCAUGAUUGCAAAAACCACCGCUCCCCAACUUAUGAUGUCCAACACCACGCAAUCGCCCCUCUGGGGCACCACCAGAAGCUCAAUCUACCCGGCGGAAAAGGUUCAAAGUCCAGAGGACGAGUUCCAAGUCGGGGGCAGCUCAGGCGGCGAAGCGAGCUUGGUCAAAAUAGGUGGUAGCCACGUCGGUAUCGGUACUGACAUGGGAGGGUCCGUCCGUCAACCGGCCUGUCUCAACGAGCUUUGCGGCUACAAGUUCACGUCAGAGUUGGAUAAGAUCAGGUGGGAGCUUCCAAAGGACUUCAUGACGGGUUUGCCGCACACGACCGUGCCUGCUACUGCCCCAGGCUUGCUUGCGCGAGACUUCUCCACCUUGAAAGCUGUCGCCGACGAGCUCCAUGGUGAUAAGUACGACCAUAGCCGGGAGCUCUCCGAGGAUCCCGAAGACGACUACCGGCGCUAUCAUCCAAACGCAGAAGCCGAUAAGGAGGACUUGGGCAACAACCCUCGCAUCGUAUUCACGACGCAACACAGCUCACCCGAGGUCGAAGAGCUGAUUCUCCGGCUAGUCAGAUCGCUCGGUCAAGGCGACGAGCUCUCCCAAGCUAGCGCUUGCGACAAAUUGGAAGACGUCGACAUCAAGGCAUGGGCUGCGGCCUGGACCGAGCACGCCAAGGAGCACGGCUUUGACGACGCGCGUGCCAUGCUCGCCGACGAUCCUCUCAUCCAGCGUACCCUUUUCGAUGAGUCGCGUCUCUCAAAGACUGCGACGUCUGAGGAAAAGCGUCGAUGGAAGCCGAACCCAGACAAACUAUCACAGCUCAAAGCUACCUUCAUCCGCCAAGCCGCCAUUGGCGCGUCCCCAACGAGGACUGACGACGACGCCGAUAAAGGCCGGAACGGCGAUAGAGACGACUCAGGCGAAGACACGGACGACGAUGAGGAGGACAAGGUCGAGAACGUCAUUCUGAUCACACCUACCUAUGUCCUCGGUGGUCCCGUUCAGAAUCGCGCGUUCGUCGAGCUCGACGACGCGGGCGAAAGCGAGAUCUGGUGUCAGAUUUUCAACCUCCUCGACUGGCCCGCCGUAUCCGUGCCCUUCCGGCUGGACAAAUCCCUUUGGCCAAGGCAGGACUUCAGAGACAAGGCCCUUGCCUCGCCCGACUGGGCCAAGCAUGUGCCUGGAUACGUCAAGGCCGACCCGAUCGACUAUGAAGGCGGUCCGUACGAUGCAAAUGAUCGUCUUCCGUUCCUUAGCGUUCAGUUCGCUACGAUCCCGGGCAACGAACCUGCGCUGCUCGACUACGUCGAACGAGUUCUCAAGCGAACUUGA